This is a messenger RNA of Desarmillaria tabescens, 519 nucleotides long. RefSeq lists its product as uncharacterized. Bases 1 to 519 code for a protein of 172 amino acids. Lineage: Eukaryota; Fungi; Basidiomycota; Agaricomycetes; Agaricales; Physalacriaceae. The record is from RefSeq and is a predicted model, not a curated record. The transcript has 2 exons.
AUGAAAGGUUUACUACUGUCUUGUGCCAUCGCUUUCCUCACCUCGCGCGUCGUCUCUGCGACGCAGAAUACCUGCCCCCAAGACCAGGCAAUACCUCUCCUCCGAGGAUACAACGGAGGGUCUAAUGACCAUUUUUACACCACCAGUGCUGCAGAAAUGGAAAAUGCUAUCACCCAGUCGAAGUACAGUUCCGAGGGAGACGCAGCCCUCGUCUUUGGUUUCCAAGCUCCCGGAACGGUGCCGUUAUAUCGCACAUACCAGCCCAGUGUUGUGGAUCAUUUCUAUACCACCAAUGAAAACGAGCGCAACAACGCGAUCCAGAAUUUGGGAUAUAAUGACGAGGGUAUCACUGGAUACAUCUAUCCUUCCGCACUGUGCGGAAGUGUCCCGUUCUACCGCUUGUACAACCCAACGGUACAUGACCAUUUUUAUACCGCCAAUGCGAACGAGAAAAACACCGCAGCUCAGACUGGCGGGUAUGUGGACGAGGGCAUUGCAGGAUAUGUCCUACCUGUUUGA